This is a messenger RNA of Leptopilina heterotoma, 1697 nucleotides long. RefSeq names its product serine--tRNA ligase, cytoplasmic (gene SerRS). The transcript has 5 exons. The record is from RefSeq and is a predicted model, not a curated record. Gene Ontology annotation, molecular function: ATP binding; tRNA binding; serine-tRNA ligase activity. Gene Ontology annotation, cellular component: cytosol. Gene Ontology annotation, biological process: seryl-tRNA aminoacylation. The coding region runs from base 154 to 1617 and encodes 487 amino acids. Lineage: Eukaryota; Metazoa; Arthropoda; Insecta; Hymenoptera; Figitidae.
CAGGCCAAGAUGAUGUCAUUGCUUAUAUACCUAUCCAUAUUUACAACAGUUGAAUUGAGUUGAACAGAAGGAGGUUGAAAGAAGUCGUUGUGUUGUGCAGCACGUGGUGAUUCUAUUCUCUUUUUAAUAAUAUUAAUUUUCUCCUCAACGAAAAUGGUGUUAGAUUUAGAUCAUUUUCGGGAAGAUAAGGGAUUCAAUCCUCAAAUUAUCCGAGAUUACCAAGCGAAACGAUUUAAAGAUGUUGGACUGGUAGAUACGGUUGUGAUGAAAGAUCAGCUUUGGAGACAGCUGCGACACAAAGCCGAUAGUUUAAAUAAAUUGAAAAAUCUUUGUAGUAAAGAAAUUGGUGAGAAAAUGAAGAAAAAGGAACCGAUGGGAGCUGAUGAAUUGCCGCCUAAAGAAAUGGAGGAUAAUUUAAGCGAUGUUACAUCGGAUAGCCUCAAGACUUUGACAAUUAAUCAAAUAAAAAAGCUUCGAGACUGUCUGGAUAAGGCAAUAGAAAAUAACAAUACGAAUUUAAUUAAUGCAGAAUCAAUGAGAAAUGAUGCUCUCAGAGAAAUUGGAAAUCGUCUUCAUGAUUCGGUUCCAGUUAGUAAUAAUGAAGAUGAAAACAAGGUUGAACGGACACAUGGUGACUGUAUGCAACGUAAAAAAUACUCUCAUGUAGACUUAAUUCACAUGAUUGAUGGCAUGGAUGGAGAACGGGGAACUGCAGUUUCUGGAGGAAGAGGAUACUUUCUCACUGGUCCCGCUGUUUUCUUGGAACAUGCUCUUAUUCAGUUUGCACUUAGAAAAUUAUUUGACAAAGGAUACAAACCUUUGUAUACGCCUUUUUUCAUGAAAAAGGAAGUUAUGCAAGAAGUGGCACAGUUGGUUCAAUUUGAAGAAGAAUUGUACAAAGUGACGGGAAAAGGAAGUGAACAAGAAGGCGAUAAAACAGUCGAAGAAAAAUUUUUAAUUGCCACUUCGGAGCAACCUAUUGCCGCUUAUCACAGAGGAGAAUGGAUUGCAGAGAACACAUUGCCAAUUAGAUAUGCUGGACUUUCCACUUGCUUCCGGCAAGAGGUUGGCUCUCAUGGACGAGACACUCGAGGAAUUUUUCGAGUACAUCAGUUUGAAAAAGUUGAACAAUUUUGCUUGACGUCCCCGCACGAUAAUAAGUCUUGGGAGAUGAUGGAGGAAAUGAUUUCAAAUGCAGAAGAAUUCUGUAAGGACUUGAAUAUUCCUUACCGAAUCGUAAACAUUGUAUCAGGUGCAUUAAAUUUAGCUGCUGCUAAAAAAUUAGAUCUUGAGGCAUGGUUUCCUGGCUCUGGAGCAUUUAGAGAACUUGUCUCCUGCAGCAACUGUUUAGAUUAUCAAGCUAGAAGAUUACUUGUGAGAUAUGGACAAACUAAGAAAAUGAAUUCCACAACAGAUUAUGUCCACAUGUUGAAUGCAACAAUGUGUGCAGCAACGAGAGUGAUUUGUGCUCUUUUAGAAAUCAAUCAAACUGAUACAGGAAUCAAAGUCCCAGAAGCACUUUCACAAUUUAUGCCAACUCAAUAUCAAACUGAAAUUCCAUUUGUUAAAGCUGCACCCAUUGAUUUGUUGGAGGUUAAAAAGCAAAAGAAUAAGUAAUCUUAAUGAAAUAAUUACUUUUUUAAAAUUAAUUUCUACUAUUUGAUUUUUAUAUUUCAAAACUUUUUUAUCUUGCAAAA